CAACAAGAACCACAUCUGGCCAUGAGAAUGGGGAAAUCACUUGUAUAAUGCUGGGCAGCAGUGGGGAAUUAUAUAAAGUCAACAGAAGCUGGAUGCACCAGCACAUAUCCAUUUCCUGCAGAGAGAGGUGCCAUCUGACUCCACUGUCAAAAGGCUGCUCUUCACCCUCCUGGAAAGAUGUUCCUGAUACGGCUGGGAUUUGUGACUGUGCUUCUUUGUAGUCCGGUGAUGAGUACAGGUAGUUUGACAUUCCACAUGAGUUCAGUGAUUGGGAUUCUAAAAGAUUUGGAAUUCCAUCUGAAUGGGACUCUGGACCUGGCUGUAAAGGAGCUUUUUCGGGAAGUAGAAUACUGCAAUGGCAAGUUGUGGCAGCAAUUCCUCUGCCCCAUGACUUCAGUGCCAUCAGAUAUGUCAUACCUGAAUGAGCCGCAAAGGACUUUCCUCAGAAACCUGGUAAAUCACACAGUUGAUGCUACCUUGGUAGAGCAUGGGGUGGUCUUAACCCCUGACGGGACCACAAUUUCCCUCAGUCCUCUCCUUGCUGGAAUAGCAGUUGGAUCCAAGAGAAGGAAGGACACAGUUCUUCUUGCCACACCUUUGGUCACUGACUCAUCAAAUAACUCUCAUCCAGAGCCACAAUUAACCCUAGACCCCCUCUUUGCCACCACAAUAGCUAUGGACCUUGGCAUGGCUUUCCUGCUCUUUGAGACCAACCAGAGUGAAGUGGCCCUGGGGCCAAAUGGAUGCUGGGAUAACAUCUCUGCACCCCAUACAUUCACCUUGAUGGGACCUCCCUCCAAUAUUACUGAUGCUUUCAUCAAUGGUGCAAUGGAUGGUCUCAUUCUGGGAGCCUUUAUUGCAGAGAAAUCUGAGCCAAUGACCAGUCUCAGUGCCCUCCUGGGUGACUACUAUGGAAGAAAAGGCCUGAAGUGGAAAAAUCGUGUGACUAGGAGCAACUUCCGACGAAAUAACUUUGCAGCCCUGGUGAGUGAGGAAAAACUAAGGGACCAAGUACGGCGUUCCAUGCAACUACUUAAGCAGCUGCAUAAAGACAGUCCCCUUUUCGAAGGUAUCUCAAGUGAGGAAACAGGAUUUCUUGCAAAUCAAGCGGUAGAAGAAUUCAUGGCAUUAUAUGUAGAGUGUCCUCCAAUCAUCCCAAGAUGCAUGUGGGGGGCCCGGCCGUAUAGAGGAACACCAGCACAGCUUACUCUGCCCUUGAACUUUGUAUAUGUCCACCAUACUAGCAGUCCUUCAAAGCCAUGCCAAACCUUCUCAGCAUGUGCAGCUGACAUGCGCUCCAUGCAGAGGUUUCACCAAGAUGUCCGUGGCUGGGAUGACAUUGGCUACAGCUUUAUUGUCGGAAGUGAUGGGUACCUGUACCAAGGCAGAGGCUGGCACUGGGUAGGGGCUCACACCCUGGGCUACAACAGCAAAGGUUUUGGUGUCAGCUUCAUUGGGGACUACAUGAAGACCCUUCCAGUCACCUUUGCCAUGGAGCUUUUGAAGAACAACUUCUUGCAGUGUGCAGUGAGAGGCUCAAGGCUGCAUGCCAAUUAUACCAUCUAUGGACACCGUCAGAUGGUAUUAAACACCAGCUGCCCAGGAGACAGACUCUUCCAAGAGAUAGAAACAUGGGAAAGAUUCAAGGUCAGAUGCUUCAUGGACAAGGACACUCACCGCUGUGUUUAAAGCACUGCACAAAGAUCCCUGACACAAGAGAUGGACAGGUAGAUGUCUUCAAUCAGCAUCUUUUUGUGCCCAAGUCAAACACCAGGGGGCAGCAUCUGCCAUGAGUCAAGGAGGAAUCAACUCGCAUCCUAUCUAUAUAAAUAAAAAUGUAAUGUUCGUUUGUGGGAUUAACAGAACUCAAAAACCACUGGGGGAAUUGACACCAAAUUUGGACGCAAGACACCUACCAACCCAAUGAAUGUCCUUCGCUAAAAAAAAAAAGAUUUUGUCAUUUGGGAGUUGUAGUUGCUGGUAGUUAUAGUUCACCUACAAUCAAAGAGGAUUCAAAGCUCCACCAAUGAUGAAAUUGGGCCAAACUUAGCACAAAGGACUCCCAUGACCAACAGAAAACACCAGAAGGGUUUGGUUGGCAUUGACCUUGAGUUUGGGAGUUGUAGUUCACCUACAUCCAGAGAGCACUGUGGACUCAAACAAUGAUGGAUCUGGACCAAAUUUGACACGAAUAUUCCAUAUGCCCAAAUAUCAACACAGAUGGAGUUUGGGGGAAAUAGACCCUGACAUUUGGGAGUUAUAAUUACUGGGAUUUAUAGUUCACCUACAAUCAAAGAACAUUCUGAACCCCACCAAUGACAGAAUUGGGCAAACUUCCUACACAGAACCUUGAUGACCAGCAGAAAAUACUUAAGGCCAUCCAGUCCAACUCCCUUCACCAGGGCAAGAAAACAUAAUCAAAGCCCUCCUGACAAAGAGCCAUCCAGACAUAGAUAUAGAUGAUUCACGCACACACAGGUAUAGUAUCAUAUAUUUGAAAGGGACCCCUAAAGAAGGACAAUUAUAUGUUGCAUGUUCCUGAGUAGGCAAACCAGACAAUCUCCACAUCAACACUGACAAAGAAACAAGAAGAAAUACUGUUUACCCACAAGCAUCAAGAAAUUACAAAUAUUAGAAACCAACACUUUCUAAUUACUUUAUUUUCCAGAUCACCAGACUGGGCCACAGCAACGCGUGGCGGAGGACGGCUAGUUGCUGACAUAAAUUUGAGAAGUCAUUCAGUGUUCUACAGUGGGCCCUCCACAUACACAGAUUUAACUUGGUAGAUUUUAUCAAUAUGCUCUCUUUAGGAAUCUUUAGUUCCUCUAGUGCAACUUCUGCUGGAUGUUGACUGUAUAGUUAUGCUAUGGCACCUAGAGAGUCAAAGAGUGGUGCUCUCUCAAGUUAAAUCAAGCAUUUUUUUCACUUUCAUGUGAGUCCUAUACCUCUAGCCCUUCAAAUGCCUGCUGUACUAUGAUUUGCUAAUUUGAGAUGGGGCGUAUAUGGGAUAUUUGAGACAAUCUUGGGGCAGUCAUGUGCCAGAACUGAAAGGAGUGGAGAAAGGCAACCAGGUAUCCUUUAGGGCAGGUAUCCGAACUAAGGCCCAAGGGCUGGAUACGGCCCUCCAAGGUCAUUUACCCAACUCUCUCUCAGGAUCAAACUAAGUCUGAAAUGACUUGAAAGCACACAACAAUCCUAUCUCAUCAGUCAAAAGCAGACCCACACUUCCCAUUGAAAUACUAAUAAGUUUAUGGGUUAUUGUAGGUAUAUGGCCAUG
Molecule: messenger RNA, 3277 nt
Organism: Anolis sagrei ordinatus
Lineage: Eukaryota; Metazoa; Chordata; Lepidosauria; Squamata; Anolidae
Gene: PGLYRP2
Product: peptidoglycan recognition protein 2
Biological process (GO): peptidoglycan catabolic process; defense response to Gram-positive bacterium; detection of bacterium
Molecular function (GO): peptidoglycan immune receptor activity; zinc ion binding; peptidoglycan binding
Source: RefSeq, a predicted model, not a curated record